Messenger RNA from Dendronephthya gigantea, 1305 nucleotides. RefSeq names its product mechanosensory protein 2-like. Lineage: Eukaryota; Metazoa; Cnidaria; Anthozoa; Malacalcyonacea; Nephtheidae. The record is from RefSeq and is a predicted model, not a curated record. Bases 94 to 969 code for a protein of 291 amino acids. Gene Ontology annotation, cellular component: plasma membrane. The transcript has 8 exons.
UUUGUUGCUUUCAUCACCUAUUUCAAUUCCAGAGGUAAAACGUAAAAUUGCAGCCUCCGUCCUUGCGCACAAGGAAAUAGAUUUUACUAUCGAAUGCCGAGUGAGCUCAACGAACCAAUUGAAAUGUCUGGCAAAGCAGAGGAAGAAACUCGUCCAAUACACCGUCUCUCGGAAGUUGAAGCGUCAGCCGAAGGAGUGAGUAUCUGUGGGAUCAUUCUUGUGGGGCUCUCGUAUCUUCUGGUAAUUUGCACAUUUCCAUUUUCAUUGUUUCUCUGUAUCAGGAUUGUUCAAGAAUACGAGAGAGCAGUUAUAUUCCGUCUUGGACGACUUCUGCCAGGAGGAGCUAAAGGACCUGGAUUAUUCUUCAUCUUACCAUGUAUUGAUUCUUAUCAGAAAGUUGACCUCCGAGUGGUUUCUUUUGAUGUUCCCCCACAAGAGAUUCUAUCAAAAGACAGUGUGACAGUCGCGGUGGAUGCUGUUGUUUAUUAUAAGAUCUACAAUGCAACAAUGGCCAUCACAAAUGUUGAGAAUGCAAGUCGUUCAACCCGGCUGUUGGCACAAACCACACUGCGUAAUGUUCUUGGAACACGAAGUCUGAGUGAGAUCUUGUCAGAACGGGAAACUAUAAGCCACAGUAUUCAGUCAACUCUCGACGAAGCAACUGAUCCAUGGGGGGUGAAAGUAGAGCGUGUUGAAGUGAAAGACGUAAGACUUCCACAACAACUGCAGAGAGCAAUGGCUGCAGAAGCAGAAGCUGCACGAGAAGCUAGAGCUAAGGUAAUUGCUGCUGAAGGUGAGAUGAAUGCGUCACGAGCUCUCAAAGAGGCCGCUGAGGUGAUAGCAGAGUCACCGCAGGCGCUACAACUAAGAUAUCUUCAAACUCUUAACGCAAUAUCAGCUGAGAAGAAUUCGACAAUUAUCUUCCCGCUUCCAAUUGAGCUCAUGAACAGUUUGAGCAAAAAAGGUUAAAUGCUGAAAGCUCACUUAACCCUGGGGAGAAGAAAAAAUUGUUGACGAUUUGAGAGUUUUGAGAGACUUACAAGAAAGCAAUGUUAACGAAAAUCAGGACCAGGUUUAUGCUCAUUUUUUUGCCCAUUUCAAGAAACUCUUAUCCGCUGCUCGGAGAAUAUCACAACGAAGUUUUAGGAAACGUAACGAAUAAUCAAUCGCAACAAUGUCUCUGCCCCAGGGUUUUCCGCGCUUACAAACGGCUUUUAUCUGCACUUUGUUACUAAGGGGCUGUUUACAUGAGCCCGGUUACCCGAGAUUCAACGAAGCGUGAGAGGACUUUGAGGUAUUGAAAUA